Morus notabilis is the source of this 1303-nucleotide messenger RNA. RefSeq lists its product as uncharacterized. Bases 420 to 1190 code for a protein of 256 amino acids. Lineage: Eukaryota; Viridiplantae; Streptophyta; Magnoliopsida; Rosales; Moraceae. The transcript is spliced from 3 exons. The record is from RefSeq and is a predicted model, not a curated record.
UUGUAAAUAGUAAUCUAUAGAUUCCGAUUCUUACCUUUAAGAUUAAUGUAUACGAAACGUCCCUAAAGCUUUACCGGUAUCGUCCAUGAUUCCCACUUCAGCUUCUCUUUUCCGCUUCAAAAUUAGGGUUUUCAAGACCACAAAGAACGAUAGGACAAACUCAUCGUCCUCUUUCUCUCUCUAUAACCUAAAAGCAAAUCUUCUCCUUCAUUCGCUGCUCUCGUCUAAGAAUCUGGUAAAAUUAUCCUCUUUAAUCUCGGAACAAUACUUUCCGUUUACGCCCUUGGCCAGGCACAAAUGAAAUCGGAGGAAUUGGGAGUAGAGUUCUGCUCAGUUUCAAAUAAACCCCGAGGAAGUAACGCCACCUUCGAUUGCUCUCAUUCUGGUCCCUGCGUUCCUUGCCUCUAUUCGGAAAAGACAUGGCUGUAGAGGAUGAAGUAACAACGGAAGGCGAAGUAAGAAUGGAAGGCUCUUCUUCCUCUUCCUCUUCUUCUUUUAUUCGUGAUUCUCAGGGCUCUGAUGAGAAACGAGAUAUGCUUUCUCCAGAAGAUAUUGCUUGGGUGGACUCCUGCUUGAUCAAAGAACCUGAAAUAUCUGAUGGCAACUGGAAUUCAAUGAAAGAUGCCUUGCUGGAAGUUCUGACCUAUCAGCCAGAAUUAUACAAUUCGCCUGCAUCUGCGAGUGAUAGACGCCCUACGGAAAGCAACUUUGAGAUGCUUACUUCCAGAGAGGGUGCAGAAGCUGAUCAGUCUCUGGAAAUGGGAGAAGAAAUUCAAGAGUUCACAAGAACUGCUAAUGCUACUUCUCCUAUCAAGGAAGAAGCUGAGAGUAGUAAUGGCAAUUUUCGGACCAAGGACAUCGAUGAUUUGCAGUCGCUAGCUUUUGUAGGGAAUCCGUUUCUGCCAAGUUACACUAAUGGUUUGAAAGAGACUCAAACUAUCAUGUCAGGUUCUGAUUCGAGUUCGUCGGUGGAUGAGAUAGAGCCGUCAUCUAAGGAUAUCUUCAGGGUCUGGGAUUUGGACAUUCCAGCAGAGGAAAAUGAGCUUGAUAAGCAGUUGAACAAGAUUCUUAAAGAAAGUGACCUUCAAUCUGAACCAUCAGCUUUUGAUGAUUCUAGUGCAGGGAAAGAUCUGAAAGAAGAGUCACUCGAUGAUGUUAUUGCUGCCAUUUCGGAGAUCUCUUUGAAUUAACAUAUAGUAGGAAAAGAUAAAUAAAUUUUCCAUGUACAUAUCUGUCCCUUCGAUUUGUUUGCUACUUUUUGUUUCUUAAUACUUUAUCUAGACAUUGACAAGGCAUUUGGCUC